UGAUGGAGGAGGAGAAGUACGGGAAAAUCGGUGGAACUUCCAUUGAAACACCGCUUAAUUGCAAACAACUCAUUAGUUUGAACUACCCUGGUGUCGUCAAGAAUCCUUCGAUGAUGAUAGAAACACUUGGUGGAGAAAGCAAGUUGACAAAGGCUUUUAAUGAUGACCAUGCACCCCUCUCACUCAACUUCCAGCCUGGUAACCCUUACUGUAAGCCAGCUCGAGGCGUGGCCUGCAGGUCUACGUCCCUACUCAUGAAGGUCAAACGUCGAUACAGAAGGAGGAUAGACAGUGAAGUUGGAGGUCUGAAGACUGGUUCCCACGGAGAGAUGGAUGGGAAUUCAGCAAACGGGCAAUAUUCUGCAGAGGUUCUUGGUGUGAUUGGACAAAAAUAUGAAUUUCCAUACCUGUGUGACUUUCAAUACCUGCCGUGCGAACACAAAUCCAGCGGGGGAGAAGCGGAGAGCCUGAUUGGGAAGAUCCUCCCUUCGGCCGGUGAGGAUAUUAGUUAUGUGGACAAAGACACUCCAUCUUUCAUGCUACCUGAGAUGUUCUCCAAGUUCGACAAACCCAUCCCUUACAAUUACAAGGCAGGCCACCAGCUCCCGAACUCCAAGCAGCAGCACGAGAUGGACUUUCGUGCCAAGCUCAUUCAGCACGGGAGGCACAAGCGGACCAACUAUGCCCAUGUCGUGUCGACCAUGGGUGAUUUUGAGAUUCCAAAGAAACCCCAUCCGAUUGCUGUAGAACAGCUUGAAGCUCAGAAACCAGGAGCCACUACGGAUGAGAUUACAAAGCUCUUUGAACAGCGCCCCCUAUGGUCACGGAAUGCAUUGCGAUGUAACACGGAGAUCUCAACCAUCCUGAUUAAGGGUAUCCUUUGUGUGGUGGCGUACUACUUCCAACAGGGUCCCUGGAGAGGGCUGUGGUGCCGCAUGGGGUACGACCCCAGAGAACAUCCAGAGUCAAAGAAAUACCAGCUUCUUGAUUUCAGGAUAAGGAAAGAGCUGACUGACAAGAGAUUGAAGUUGCUGCUGAAGAAGAAGCGAAUGAUUCUCUACCCUCACCAAUCCCUGAAGCACAAGAAGGGUGUUCCUACACCCCUACUAGGCAGCAAUCCUGGUCAGCAGGUGGAUCAUAAGGAAACUAUUGAUUCGUACUACAUCAUGAGACGAGGGAUCCUACCGGCAUACCACCAGAUGUUCUACCAGCUGUGUGAUCUGGAGGACCCAGAGCUCCAGGCCAUCGUCACCAACCCUCUCUGGCACAAGAAGAGGCCCAACAUGAAGACGGGUUACUUUGAGGUGGAGAUGUUCCGUCAGCUCCGGGACGCCCUCACUCAGAUGAUCAAGGAUACCGUGCUGGAAGUCAAUGCAAAAAAAUUGCAGCAAGAUAAUGCUAGUCAGAGUGUUGUGACUUCAACAUCUACAUCCACUCCGGAAACACAGGAGGAAGGAGAGCCAGGUGAAGAAGAUGAAGUAGCGAUAGGUGAAGAAGAAGAAGAAGAUGAUGAAGAAGAUGAGGAAGAGUUAGAUGAAGAAGGAAUAGAAGAUGAAGGGGAGGAGAUGGAAGAGCAGGAUGUCUUGGAUGUUGGACAAGGUGUGAUGGAGAAUGAGAAAGGGACGGAGAAAGAUGACAAAGAUGGUGGGGAGGAGAGUGAUAGCGAGAACGAAAUGGCCAUGGAAAUGUUGGAAUUCAUGGACAGUAGUAUGAUGCCCAGCUGAUAAAGACUGGUGGUAAACCGGAAAUAAUAAGGAAAUUAUUUUCUUAGUUGUGGUUAGAGUUCAUAAACAUUUCUUAGAGGUGUCGUGGACGAGUGGAUAUGUCACCGGACUGUGGAUCACAAGGUUCGCGGUUCAAGUCCCACUGCGGC
Strongylocentrotus purpuratus (purple sea urchin) is the source of this 1873-nucleotide messenger RNA. RefSeq names its product general transcription factor 3C polypeptide 5. Gene Ontology annotation, biological process: transcription initiation at RNA polymerase III promoter. NCBI's taxonomy places the organism in Eukaryota, Metazoa, Echinodermata, Echinoidea, Camarodonta, Strongylocentrotidae. Gene Ontology annotation, cellular component: transcription factor TFIIIC complex. The coding region runs from base 3 to 1724 and encodes 573 amino acids. The record is from RefSeq and is a predicted model, not a curated record. The transcript is spliced from 7 exons.